GCCUGAGUGUAAGCGAUUGAAUGAGCAAAGAGGGGGGAAAUUCUGAGAGAGCUUUUACAGAGCUGCUGUUCCACCCUCUUUUUCUGUGUGUCUGCGCGCGUGAGACUGUGGAUCUGUCUCAGGGUUUGGAAGGAUCACACACAGAUUAAAUCCACUCUGGUUAGCAGCCGGUCUACAAGGACCACCGGCCACAAGAUCAUGGCAGUCGCGGUGCACAAUGGCAGUGCCCUUCCUCCGUCUGCUCGGACACGGAGCUCUCUUUCCAGAUACCUGUGGCUUUACGUUUCGUUCGGACUCUUCCUGGUGCCGUCGGCUCUGGCCGGGAUCUCACUGCACAGGGACCGAACCGCGGGCACCGCUCUCGAGAGACAAGCCCAGCGCGGGUUUCUGGGAGCGCGGGCCGAACCGGCCGACGGAACUCGGGUGAAGAGGUCCUCGAGCCCGGAGCAGGAGCCGGCUCUGAUUAGCACCUCCUUCAUCCUGAGAGGAGACGCUUCCCACAACCAGGCGAUGGUGCACUGGACGGGAGAGAACAGCAGCGUGAUCCUGAUUCUCACUAAGCUCUUCCAUUCAGAUAUGGGGAAGGUUCUGGAAAGUUCUUUGUGGAGAUCAUCAGAUUAUGGAACCAACUAUGUAAAACUGAACCUGCAGUCUGGCACCAACAUAAUCACCAAUUUCUACAUUUGUCCUGCAAACAAGAAAAAGGUAAUCCUUGUCAGCUCAUCAAUGAACGAUCGUGAUCAGAGUCUUUUUGUGAGCACAGAUGAGGGAGCCACCUUUCAGAAACAGCAGAUUUUCUUCUCUCUCGAGACAUUGGUUUUUCACCCGAAAGAGGAAGAUAAGUUACUUGUGUACAGUAAGGAGGGCUGGCUUUAUUUUUCCACUGAUCUUGGCAAGAAAUGGGAGUUACUGCAGGAACGAGUAACAAAGGAGCGAUUUUAUUGGUCUGUGACAGGAGUUGACAGUGACCCUGAUUUGGUUCACAUGGAAAUUCAGGACAAGAGUGGAGGCUUUCUUUAUGUCACCUGCCACCUUGUGAACUGCACUGAGAAAGCACUAAAAGCUCAUUUCUCUGGAAAUAUAGAUCAGAAUUCAUUACUCGUCAAUGAUGACUACAUUUUCAUUCAGGCAACUUCUGAAAAUCGGACCAAGUAUUAUGUCUCCUACCGGAGAGGCGAGUUUAUUCAGAUGAAGUUACCAAAGUAUGCCCUACCAAAGGACAUGCAGAUCAUCAGUACAGAUGAGAAUCAGGUAUUUGUAGCUGUUAAGGAGUGGCAUCAGACGGACACCUAUAACCUCUACUUGUCGGACCUGAAGGGUGUGUACUUUACUCUGGCUCUAGAGGAUGUCAGGAGUACCAAACAGCCAGAAGAAAAUGUUGUGAUCGAUAUUCACGAGGUACAGGGAAUUAAAGGGGUUUUCUUGGCUAAUAAAAAAUCGAAUGGUAAAGUGAAGACCUACAUCACUUACAACAAGGGCUGUGAUUGGCAGCUACUGACUCCGCCUUCCACUGACAUGAGUGGAAAACCAACUAAUUGCCAUCUGCCCGAAUGCUCUGUUCAUCUGCACCUUCGUUGGGCUGACAACCCUUACGUAUCAGGCACUGUUCACACCAAAGAUUCAGCACCAGGACUUAUAAUGGGAGCAGGAAACUUAGGAGCCCAGCUGGUUGAGUACAAGGAAGAUAUGUACAUAACCUCCGACUGUGGCAAUACAUGGAGGCAGGUGUUUGAGGAAGAACAUCAUAUUCUUUAUCUUGACCAUGGUGGUGUUAUUGUAGCUAUCAAGGAUACCUCGAUCCCUCUGAAGAUAUUAAAAUUCAGUAUAGAUGAAGGAUAUACUUGGACAACGCAUAAUUUCACAAGCACUUCCGUCUUUGUAGAUGGGCUACUUAGUGAACCAGGAGACGAAACACUGGUUAUGACGAUAUUUGGUCACAUCAGCUUCCGAUCAGACUGGGAAUUGGUAAAGGUGGACUUCAGACCAUCCUUUAACAGACAAUGUUCACCUGAUGAUUAUGACUCAUGGGAUCUCAUGAAUCAGGAUAAGGAUUGCAUCAUGGGAGAGCAGAGACAAUUCCGUAAACGAAAAAGAUCCUCAUGGUGCAUUAAAGGAAAGAACUUCACGUCAGCCCUUACAUCAAAACUUUGCCAAUGCACAGAGUUUGAUUUUGAAUGUGACUACGGUUUUGAACAACAAGCUAAUGGCAGAUGUGUCCCAGCAUUUUGGUACAAUCCAGACUCGCCUUCUGAAGACUGUAAAUUUGGACAUACAUACACCAAAAGCUCUGGGUACAGGAAGGUGGCACUGAAUGUCUGUAAGGGUGGCAUAGACAAGCGACAGAGCUCAUUGCAGCGCCGAUGCCCAAUAAUGGCUCCUAAAGGGCUCCGUAUAGUGACAAAAGGAGAAAGACUAGCAGUCAAUCCUGGUGAUGAUGUUACAUUCUUGAUAAUGCAGAAUCAGGGUGAUACUUUAAACACAAAAUAUCAAGUGGAUCUUGGGGAUGGUUUCAAGGCAAUGUAUGUCAACCUCACACUGAUGGAUGAACCAAUUCAACAUAGAUAUGAGAAACCAGGAAUCUACCGUGUCUCUGUGAAAGCAGAAAACACUGCAGGGUCUGAUGAGGCCAUGGUUUACAUUCAAGUGAAUUCACCUCUCCAAGUUGUGCAUCUGGAGGCACUGCCAGUCAUUCGCAGGAACCAGCGAGUGAAUCUGACAGCAAUAGUGCGGCCCAGCAACACCAACCACACAGUCUUCCAGUGGUGGCUGGGGGACAGCCUUGAGCCUCGUCUUACCCUAGAAAACAGUCUGAUAACCAGCUUCAGUGAGAAUGGUCAUAUUAAAGUCACAGUCCAAGCUUCACGUGGUAGUUCCAUGGUUCAAGACUCUAAGGUGGUGAGGAUAUUUGAUCAGUUGGAAGUGCUACCUCUUGAAUUUUCUCAGAACAUCGACAGUUACAAUCCUAAUGUACCAGAAUGGAGGGAAGAUAUCGGACAGGUUAUAUCAAGGAUUUUAGCAGAGAAGACAGGCAUGCCUGAGGAAUUACUUAUAACAGUGGUGAGAGUGGGUCUGCCCACCACAGCAGAACUGUAUCUGCUUCCCCCAUCAGAGAAACCAAAGAGGAAAAGAAGGACAAUUGCUGACAAGGGUAUUGAAUCCUUAAUAGAAGCUCUGACAGAGAAUCAGGUAAAAAUUUCUCUGAAACCAGGGGUGGAAGUGACUGUUACACUGGCCGAUUAUAGAGCAGUUUCCCAGAAAACCAUUGGAGGGAAAGGCGUGCUGAUUGUCGUUAUUAUGUUUGUGAUCUGUCUGCUCAUCAUUGGAGUUUUCAUUUUACACAAGUUCAAGAGGAAGAUACCUGGGCGGAAUGUGUAUGCACAGAUGCAUAAUGAGAAGGAACAGGAAAUGACCAGCCCUGUUAAUCACAGUGAAGACACACAGCACAUCAUACAAGGCGAAGAGUAUAUUGAUGAUGAUUUGGACUCCCAGACGCUAGGUAACGGAAGAGGUGGUCACUCAUCUGUGGUUCUCAGCAUAAACUCCCGGGAAACGCACAAUUAUUUGAGUAGCUGAUGUUUGCUCUGGAUGAAGUGUUAAGACUCACCACCAUUUUUUUUUGUUGUUCCUGGGGCUGGGAGGAGAUGAAGCAGUGAAGUGAACUGCAUUGUGGUGAUGGGACUGUGGGUAAUCUCACCUUCAGUAGUUACUAAAUCUUCAAUCAAGCAUCAGAACAUUUCGAAGCACCCUUACAGAGAGAGUGGCGUCAUGGAAUGGAACCCUGAAAAUGAUCACUGCCAUUCCAAGCUCUGCAUCUUUCUAUGAAUGAGCACUGAUGGGCUGGGAAACAAAUUGUCUCAAUGUGCUGUUACGUGAAUUCCUCUCUAUUUCCCUUUUUGCAAGCUGUUUGAAAAAAAGAUGCGUACCUUGCAGGUUUGUCACUUCCCAAUUGGAUGUAUCUUUUGUUUCUAUUCCACUGAAUUAAUUUUUUCACAUUUGAAAUACGUUCUAUCCUAAUGUGAUCUUAAAAGGGUAAAUAAGUUGUCAAUUCUUCCUUUGGAUGUCAAAUGAUCUUGUUUGUUCAAUUAUAGAGGUAUAACCUUUUGUCUUCACCACAUUGAACCUGUAGAAUGUGCCAUUCGAGGAUUUGAAAUGCCAGCAGUUCUGUAAUUGGGAGGGAGUGAUUCAUUCCACCAGCUGAUCUAUCCCCAUUAUAUCAACAACAAACAUUCACCAUGGUUUUCCAGCCCAUUCUCAUGGCAUUCCUAUCCUGUUAUAAGUUAACAUGAAUCUUCAUUCUAAUUGUCCAAAUAACUUCCUUUUCUUGAGCUGUUCCUUCCUUACAAUAUGAUGAGACAUUUGGAUGUUCCCAUGUGCUGUGUCACAUAGUAGGUGAGGUAACUAUUUGAUUUAAUCACCCAUUUUAGUUGACUAUCCAAUUGGAAAGAGUAAUGGCUAUAAAUGAAUUGGCUGUAAUAGUCCCUCAUCCGUAACCCUCGGACAGUAGUCUUCUGCAAACUCUGCUUAAAGUAGAGCUAUCAAACAGCAUUUAAUCAGCAAUAAUCUGUUAGGGUCUCCAGCGGUAUUUAGUUACCAACCUGAGUGCAGUUUUGGUUCAAAUGGAGGUCAGGUGAAUAUCACUGCCGGUGAUUUCAAAGUAACAUUUGACCAAGUGAGACCCCGAUGACCCCCAUUAAAUUUGAAUUGGAUGGAAAUUCCCCACUAUUUGGUGUCAUACCUAGCAGAUAGGAAGAUGGCUGUGGUUGUUAGAUAGCAGUCAUUUUAGUUCCAGGACAUCUCUGCAGCAGCUCCUCAGAGUAAUGUCCCAGGCCCAAACAUCUUCAGCUGCUUCAUCACUGCUGUUCCCUCCAUCAUAAGGUCAGAAGUGGGGAUAUUCAUUGAUGAAUGCUCAAUCAGCAAAACUCUUCAAAUACUGAGAUAGACAGGGCCUGCUUGCAGCAAGACCUGGACAACUUUCAGGCUUGAGUUAAUGGGUGGCAAGAAGGAUUUGUACCACACAGGUGCUAAGCAUUUACCAUCUCCACUAAGAGAUAAACAAAACAUCUCUUGCUGUUCAACAACAUUAGUGUCACUGAUUCCCCACUAUCAACAUCCUGGGGAUUACCAGACCUGGGCCAGCUGUAUAAGAACUGUAGUCGGAAGACCAGGUCAGAGGCUAGAAAUUCUGCAGCAACUAACACAUCUCCCCAAAGCCUGUCCAACAUUCAUGAGGCAUGAGUCAGGAAUGCGAUGGAAUACUCCCCACUUGCCUCAGAGCCACAACAAGAUUCAACAAGGCUGACACCACCCAGGAAAAACAAUCUAUCUGAUGGUCAUCCCAUUGCCCAACUGCAACACUGACUUCCUUCACCUUCAGUACACAGUGGCAGCAGAGUGUGCCAUCUACAAGAUACAUUGCAGCUAUUUCUAAGGCUCUUUUGACAGCACCACAACCAUUACUAUCUACAAGCACACCACCACCUAAAGAUUUCCUGCAAUCCACACACCAUCUGGACUUGGAACUGUAUUGGUAUUAUUUCACUGUCCCUAGGUCAGAAAAACUAGAACAAUCUUGCCUAACAGCAGUGUGUGUGUACCCACACUAUGCACAUCAGGCAGCUCACUAACGUCUUCACUAAGAUGGCUAGGGAUGGACAACUAAUGGACAACCAUUGGUUAGCACACUUCAAAUGAAUGAAGAAAAAGAAAGCAACAACUUAUUACUUUAAUUUGGAGUCACUUGUUAAGUGAAAGUUUUUUUCCUUGUGCUUUAUCUCCAAAUGAAAUAAACAAGUUCAUUUACACCAGACAAUAGUCCUCAGCUGGAGUGUUAUGUUGAAUUCUAGGCACCACAGAGAAGAAAGUUAAGGCCCUGGAAUGAGAGCAGAGGAGAUUUACCAUAUUGGUACCAAGGAUGAGCAACUUCAGUUAAGUGAAGAGAUUGCAAAAACUAUGAUUCUUCAGCUUAGAGCAGAGAGGGUUGUGAGAAUGUUUAAUAAAGGAAUAGUACCACAGAGUAGCAAAACAGUCAGCUGUACAUGAUUUCAGUUUCCAAAUGACUCAACUAUUGAUAAUUGCAUCCUUUCAAGAUCUUAGUGGUGUCAUUUGUUUUCAGUCUAUCCUGGUUAUUUACAGCCGAGUAAAAGAAAGGCAAGUUCACAAAUGCUUGAAAAUAAAACAGUGUGUCUGAAAGAAGAGGAAUUAAUAUUUUGGAUGGAAGCAUUGUUUGAGAGGUGAUCUGGUUGAAGUACAUUAAAUAGUGUAAAUGCAGAGAAGUUUCUUCUAAUGGAGGUCAUCCAGGACAAUCUUUAACUCAGAGUUAGACUAUUUUGAAGCAAACUUCAGGCAGAUUCCUUCAAUGGUAUUGGGAAUCUGGAAUUCUCUCUCCUGUGAAACACUUAGAAUUUUGAGGAUUGAGUUUUGUUAGGUUUGAUACCAAGUGAUUUAGAAUAACGGCUAGGCGCUAGAUUCAGAUGAAGAUCAACCAUUAUCUAAUUUAAUGAUGAAGAAGGCACAAGAGGCUCAAAGGCGUGCUUCUGUCCCUAUUUUUCUUCGACUGAUACUGGGAAACAUUUGUGACUCAGAUUCUGGAGGUUCCUCUGUAAUUAGUUGUAUUGCUAUUUUGUACCAUUAUUGAAUGUACAAACAAAAAGCAAUGGACUGACAGUGACUGUAACUAAGAACAAUAACAUUCAAUGUCUAAUAUCAUUAAUGGUUGAAGGGGUCGUAAGGAAGAAUAGCACUUAAGAAAAGCUGAGGAUAUCUGCAAGUACACUUUAAAUUUGUCACGUGUUACCUUGAAGCAUGUUUCAUUUAUUCAGAAUUUGCUACUACUACCACCAUAAUAAUGUGUAUGUAGGUUAUGGUCCACUAGUGUUGGCAGUCUUGUUUAUUUGGGACGACGUUGCUGGCAGCAUAAGGUGGAUGAAUGUUUCCGCUCUUUUGUUCCACGGUACAGUGGCUGUAGGUGCCUCGUGUGUUGUUUCUAUGCCCUCUUUGCUGACUCAAGACAAGAUAACUGAAGCAACUGAAAAUUAUUGUUUGUUUUAUAAUGUUCUGUAACAUUUAGAAUUCUAUGAAUAUUAUGUCAUGUGGUGUAAAUCCCUAAAGCUUUCAUAUAAGUGCAAUGUCACUGAUGACUUUGCUCAUGCUCCCUGUGCCCCACCAUCCCUCCACCCCUCACCCCUUCUCUCUCUCUCUCUCUCUCUCUCUCUCUCUCUCAGAACAGGUUGAUAUGAGACUGCUACUCUAUCAUGGCCACACUGCAGCAUUUCAUAUAUUUUUUCAUUUAGUGCUGUUUGUCAUGGCCAUUUAAACUAUCUUUGCUGCAUAAAUCAUCCACUUAGCUCCUGUCCUUAUUACAGCCUUGGUUCAAACAUGGAGAAAAGAGCUGAAUUCCAGCGGUGAGGUGAGAGUGACAGCCCUGAUGUCAAGGCCACAUUUGUCUGAAUGUGGCAUCAAGGAGCCCUAGAAAAACUUGAGUCAGUGGUAAUCAGGAGAGAAACUCUCUGCCAGUUGGAGUUAGGCCUGACGCAUAGCAAGAUGGUUGUAGACGAUGGAGGUCAGUCAUCUCUUCAGUUGCUUUAUCACUGAUCUUCCUCCAUUAUGACGUCAGAAGUGGGGAUGUUUGCGAAUGAUUGCACAAUGUUCAGUAACAUUCGCAACUCCUCCAAUACUAAAGCAGUCAGUGUAACAAAAUUUAGACAAUAUCCAGGCUUGGGCUGAAAAGAGGCAAGUAACAUUUGCGCCAGACAAGGGCAGUGCGAUAGCCAUCUUCAAUAAGAGAAAAUCUAGCCAUCACCGUUUGACAUUCAAUGGUCACCAUUACUGAAUCCCCCACUAUCAACAUCCUGGAAGAAAUGUAACUGUGCUAGUCGCACAAAUACUGUGGCUGCAAGUCCAAAAUCAUGCUGCAUGUAACUCACCUUCUGACUCCCUGAAACCAGUUAAUCAUUUACAUCUGGCACAAGCCAGAAACCUAAUAGAAUAAUCCCCAUUUAUCUGGAUGUGUGAAUCUCCUACAACUCUUGAGAUGCUUAACACUAGUCUGCAGUCAGCCAGCACCAUCACCAAGCAGCCCGUUUGAUUGGCACCAUACCCACAAGCAUCCACUCCCUCCACCAUUGAUGCUCAGUGGCAGAACUGUAUACUAUGUACAUUGCAGAUGUUCACCCAGCUUUGUUAAACGGCACUUUCCAAACCCACCACCACUUCCAUCUUUGAAGGACUAGGGCAGCAGGUACAUGGGAACACUACCAGCGGAGUUCCCCUCCAAGCUACUCACCAUUGUGACUUGGAAAUGCAUCACCAUUCGCUCAUUGUCUCUGGAUAAAAACCCUGAAACACCCUGCCUAAAAGCAUUGUGGGUCCCCCUACAGCAAAUGGACUGUACCUCUUUAAGAAGGUAGCACCCCAUCACCAUCUCAAAGACAAUUAGUAAUGGGCAAUAAAUGCCCAGCCAGAGAUGCCCACAUCCCACAAGUGAAUUAAAGAAAAUCACAGCACUGUCAUAAUGAAUGACAUGUUGAUCAGGUGAAAAAAGUGUCACUUCAUCUGAAAGAUGCUUGUGUAGGACAUUAAAUCUUGGCAAUACAAUAUUGGGAUGAAUGUCCUGUUUUGUGCUAUGUAUACAGCCAUAUAAUGGAGGCUGAACAGACAUUAGAGCAGAGUUGGGGUUUAACUGGUAACCCAUUAUUUACAAGGUUGUGCCUGAGAGUGAAUGGACUCGGGACAUGUUUAAGAUAUAGCUGAUGAGACUAAACAAGUUAUUGUUCCAUGAAUAAUAUUUCUUGUGGGCAUGUUGGAAGACAAAGCUUUAUUUUAUCAAUUAAGGUACUGAGUUACAAGCCAAGUUUGAUUUUGCUUUAGCUGAAUAUAUUAUUCACCAUCUUAAUCUUUCCUGUGUCCAUAAAUGGGCUUUUCUGUCUGUCAUUCCUUUUGACUAGACAGAUCAGUAUUCUUCAUGAUGACCAUUCAUGUGGCUAGCUGACAAGACACUAGUUGGCUUGCUUACUUCUACCGGGCUCUUCAUCUAGCAGCCAUUCUCAUCAGUGCCCUCUGCCAUUGACACCAUGUCGAUUUUGACCUUCAGUGAUAAGAGGUAGCGCAGUACUAGACACAACUGAAAUAUUAUUUAAAAAGGGUUGGGGCUGAAUAUCCUCACAGUGUCUUGUCAUUGGUCACUCACAUAAAUUCUUGGCAGGAGAAAUUGGGAGGCCAUAUCCCACACCUCUUCCUGUUCUCUUUAUCCAGCCCAUGCUGUAGUGGGAACUUGACUUCUUGUCGGGGGUUUCCUGAACCCUGUUAGUAUGGAGUUCUUAUGUAAAGAGGGAGACGAAAAAGCCAAGCUUCAGUCUCUUCUGCAGGAUUAUACUCUGUAUCAACCUAUUGGUCUGGCAUCAUGAGCAAUGGCACCGAGGAGGUGUAUAUUCAGGACUGCCAGUGACCUCGGAGGAGCAGUCAUGAUAUCAUGGUAUUUGUGCCAAUUUACUAGGUAGGAAAAUGGGCAGAUCAACAAAACGUAAUCUGUAAAGUGUACUAAUUGCAAUUUUCUUAAUUAAGUUUUUUUCUAAAAGAGAACAUUUUAUGCAGGAAUCCACUGAUGUCAUAAUGAGAAUUAUCUGCAUUUUUGUAACAACAAGCCCCAGAUUGUGAGAUGUUAGACAGUUAUUUCACAUUACCUUCAGUCUGUCUAGUUGUAAGCCAGUGUCCUUACAUGAAACAUCUACGCUGCCUCAGAUGGUGUCUGAAAGGUUCAGUGUCCAGUUUGUUUUAAACCACCUGUGCUCACAGCUGCACUCUAAUUUACCUAAUACCCAAUGCAUUCAAUAAUUCACUUUCAAACUGGCAAUUAUAGCUCUUUGUACGGUAUUUGUUGGACAGUGCUUUUAAUGAAAUAUUUGAGUUUGAUGAAAAAAGAUUAAAAGCACUUUAAUUGCUGAACACACACUCAUUCACACUGGAAAGUUUGUAUAAACAUGGCAAGUUACCUUGGGAUUUCAAACAGGAAAAAUGCUGUUUGUUUUCAUUAAAUGAGAGCCCUACCCCUCUCUUGGUGCAGGGAGACAUUUGGUCAAUAAAACCUGUUUGUAAGAUGCACUCUGCAGUUGAAUUGGUGACACUGCACACAACACAGAUAUACCCACAUGAAUUGUAUGAUUGGUAAACUGUGUCUGUUCUUUGUAUGUUGUUUUUGUAUAUACUUUCCCAGGUCACAAUUUUUUUAGUAGUUAUAGUAAUGUUUGUAGACUGCUAGACUUGCUAGACAUACUUGUUGCAACAAAAUGAACUCUGUAUAUUUAUUUGUUUGGAGAUGCUACUUAUAAUUGUUAACAUAAAUCCACAAUCUCAUUGAAAGUGUAAUCAAUGAACUAUGUCUAAUUUCAGUGCACAGAGAACAAGUGCUCAUAAAUGCCUGAAUGCGAUACUUAUUUUGUUUAACGGGAUCUUUUCAAUCUUAAUAUUUUGAUUAAUGCACUGUGUAUAAUUAAUUUUUACAAGCUGUUGGGCGAAGUAACGUGCUGUGUAUUCGAUCGCAUUCAAAGGUCUGCCUUUAUGUGAAUGUGAAUGCACUGAAACUUUGUUUAAUAAAUACCUGGAUCUAAA
Molecule: messenger RNA, 10602 nt
Organism: Stegostoma tigrinum
Lineage: Eukaryota; Metazoa; Chordata; Chondrichthyes; Orectolobiformes; Stegostomatidae
Gene: sorcs2
Product: sortilin-related VPS10 domain containing receptor 2
Exons: 27
Coding region: 199-3573 (1124 amino acids)
Cellular component (GO): membrane
Molecular function (GO): protein binding
Source: RefSeq, a predicted model, not a curated record